Molecule: messenger RNA, 2067 nt
Organism: Selaginella moellendorffii
Lineage: Eukaryota; Viridiplantae; Streptophyta; Lycopodiopsida; Selaginellales; Selaginellaceae
Product: pentatricopeptide repeat-containing protein At4g02750-like
Exons: 2
Coding region: 1-2067 (688 amino acids)
Biological process (GO): RNA modification
Molecular function (GO): RNA binding; protein binding
Source: RefSeq, a predicted model, not a curated record
AUGGAUCGCAGGGAAUGCCUCGCGCUGAUGCGGUCGUGCACGAGCCUGCCCGCGGCGCAGGCGAUCCACACCCGUGCGCGCGCGCAUUUUUCGGUCCGCGAUGUUUUCGCGUGGAACAAGCUGAUCGAGAUGUAUGGGCGAUGCGGCAGCGCGUCCUCCGCUCGCGAGAUCUUCGAUUCGCUGCCUCUUAAGGACUCCUACUCCUGGGAUUUCAUGCUCGCGGCCUACUCGCGCAAUGCCCUCUUUGACGACGCCGCCCGGUUCUUCCCCAUAAUGCCGCAGUGGAGCCUCGUCUCCUACACGACGGCGAUGAUCGCGAAUGCCCAGCUCCGGCAUUUCGCCGACGCGCAGCGCAUCUUCCACUCGAUGCCUGAGUGGGAUCUCGUCUCCUCCACCGCGAUGCUGGGCGAAUUGGCCCAGAUCGGCCUCCUCGACGACGCCGUGGAGAUUUUCCGCGCGAUGUUGGAGCGAGACAUCCAGGCCUGGAGUGUCUUCCUCUUCGCAUUCGCGCACCAUGGCAACCUCAGCGAUGCCGCCAGGAUCUUCGCGGGGAUGCCCGAGAGGAAUCUCAUCUCGUGCACUGCGAUGCUGGUAGCGAUCGCGGAGGUGGGCAGUGCCCGCCUCGUGGAAGAGGCGAGGGAUCUAUUCCGGAGCCUCCCGGAGCGGGACAUAGCGUCGUCGACGGCGAUGAUUAGGGUUUAUGCCCAGAGCGGGCAUUUGGACGAAGCACGGCGCUUGUUCGAAUCUAUCCCACUACACACCAUCGUUCUAAACACCGCGAUGUUGGCGGCGUUUGCCCAGAGCGGCGACAUCGCUCGUGCAAGACUUGUUUUUGAUCAAAUGCCCGAGAGAAAUCUCAUAUCAUCCAACGCGCUUCUCUCGGGGUAUGCCCAGAACGGGCAUUGUGACAAAGCGAAGGAACUGUUCGAUUCCAUGCAAGAAUGGAGCUCCGUUUCGUGGAAUACGAUCAUAACGGCCUACAUCCAAUCCUCGCAACUUAGAAGCGCGACGAAAGUGUUCGCUGCUAUGCCCGAGAAGAACAUCGUGGCGUGGAACGCGAUGAUCGCUGCAAAUGCCAAGUCUGGGCAUUUGGAAGAGGCUAGUUUCUUGUUUCGAAACGCUCCUGAGUGGAACACAGUUUCGUGGAAUACAAUCCUCACUGCGUUCGCCCAAAAUCGGUGUUUGAGAGAAGCCAUGGAAACUUUCGAGAGAAUUCCCGAGAAAAGCAGCAUUUCGUGGACUGCCAUGCUCUCCGCUUAUGCCCAGAACGGGCAUCUUGAUCGAGCGAGGCUGUUCUUCGAUCGAAUGCCGAGCCCGUGCAUCGGAUCCUGGAACGCAAUGCUCGCCAGCUACACAAACAGCGGCUGCUCCAGCGAUGCCUUCUCCCUCUUCGACUCCAUGAAGAUCCUCGAGACCCCGGACGAAACGAGCUGGAUCAUCGCGCUCCUCGCGUCGUGCUACGCGGGCGACGUUGGCAUUGGCCAGUCUCUCUUCGUGUCGAUGGUGGCGGAUUUCGGGACCCCGGCCAAGAGGAUCCACUUCGGCUGCGUGAUCAAUCUCCUCGGCCGGGCCGGGCACGCCGACGCUGCCCGAGAUCUCAUCGCCAACAUGCCCUUCGAGCCGGAUCUUCUCCAGUGGCGCUGCUUUCUCGAGACGUGCAAGAAGCAGAAGAAUCCCCGGUACAGCGCCGGGGCGGCAAAGCAAAUCCUCGGAUUGAACGCCUUGGAUGGAUCGGUCUACGUUUCCCUGGCAUCGGUAGUCCAAAGCUCCCAGCCGGUCUCCGUGCUACCUUUAGUUUAUUUGGAGCGAGUUGAGAAGGAGGUCUCGAGAUUGUGGCUAUGGCGCACUCGCCGCGGCUGCGGCGCCUCUGGCAAUCGGAUGGCUCCUCCUGCUCCUCCCGCCGCUGCAUUGCGCAGGAAUUCGCGAUCCAGGGCCGGUCAAAGGGCUUGUGAUCGCGGUCAGCAGCGGAGAUCUGCGAAAUCCCCGGAGGAGGGCCAGGAAAUCGGUAAGCGUGCUAGGAUUUCGGGGACCCCGGUCUUAGAAAGCGAGCUAGGGAAGGAGGAGUAG